UUCAAUUUUUUAAUUUAAUGUGUCUAAUACAUGGGAGGUGAGAGCACAACCAAAACACCAUGAAGACAUGACUUGUUUGAAGAGCUAUCGUAAGCGCCUCGUCAAAUUUUCGCUCAGAUAUUAGUCUGAUUAGCUCCUUCAUUGGAUCCGCUGGAACAUCAAUCUAAAACAUCCGUUGGCAAACACCUUUAGUGGUAAAAAUCUGGGCAGUAGUUUCAGCAACAUAGGGGGUCUGUACUUUGCUUACUUUAUUUGCUUAUCCAUAUAAGAAUUCUGACAUUUGACGCUUAUCUUUGGUGCUGCAGCCAUAUUGAGCAGUAUGCAGUUUACACACUACACACCUUGUAGCAACCCUUCCCCUGCUGCCAUCACCGGUAGUACCUUGCAAAUCUAUUCAAUCAAGAUAAAGAGUAUAAAAGGCUUGAACUGGCCACUCAGAGUGUAUGGCGAGGUUGCUGCUCGAGACACUGUGGACCGCAACCGCAACAUUCUAUUCUCUCGGUCAAGGUUUGACUAUCAAGAACUCAAUGGAGAAGAUGAUUGCUUAUGCUUGACUGGUCCGUCUCGUGCUAUUGUUGCCUCGGACCAUGUUGAGUUUGAAGUUGACCUCCAAGUAGCCAAUGGAGCAGAGUCUCAAACCCUGAUGAGCUGUAGAGGUUGUUAUGGCGGUACAGAUGGUUUUUUCUCUUGCUUGGCCAGCGUAACUGAUGGUGAUGAUGGAUGUACCUUGUCGUUCUCCAACAAGAGCUGUAGAGUUGAGGUAACCCUUGACCAAAUUGAUAAAUCACUCCAGGCUACUAUCGUGGGCGUACAUGUUACCAAAGGGCGUUGGCCUUUUAAGCAUGGAUGCCGAGUUGUGUGUUCUUGGUCUCCUGCUGCGGCGACAGAUGUCAUUGGUAAGACUUGCAGGCGAGUUGUGCUUCUUGAUCACCGUGGUAAAGGAAUGCACAGAAGACUAGCCAAGUACCUUCAUCUCUCAAGGAGAGUCGUUUCAGUGGAAUCACAUGGAAUGCUGAGAGUGUCCAUAGAAGCAUAUGGAAAAUCUCGUCGUUAUAUUGCUCGAGAAGGUCACAUCAACUUCCCUGUUCAGCAGUGCCAAACAAGAACGAUUGAGUGUCAAGUUGGCGACUCCAAGGUGGAGGUUGCUGUAGGGUGGUCGUUGCUUGUGAAGGAAAAAGCGUGCCUCUCGCUCGAUUGAU
Aegilops tauschii subsp. strangulata is the source of this 1199-nucleotide messenger RNA. Lineage: Eukaryota; Viridiplantae; Streptophyta; Magnoliopsida; Poales; Poaceae. The record is from RefSeq and is a predicted model, not a curated record.